AGAGGAUGCGACGCAAGUAUACAGGGAUACUCUAUCGAGGGCAAAUGAGAGCUCAUCGGCUAGUAUAGUAUACAUCUUGACUCGAUAUAUUUUUUUAUAGUGAUAUCUUUUUCCUUCCUUGAUGCAGAAAAUAUAUUUUGUUUAUCAUAUAUCCACGGAGCUCUCUCGCCCCACACCCUCACCCUAUUCUACUACGGUACACCCUCCCUCUUCCACUGCACAUAGAUGUAAUUUCGGUAUCAGCGUUUUUUCCAAUAACCGAUGUCUGUGUGCAUCCCGCCUCCCUGCGCUCUCAAAUAGAUGGUGCAAGUCAAAAUGUCCAAAUCGUCCGCAGACCCACUGCCUGGUGUCGAAACAGGCUCACAGUCUCACAAUUUUCAGCUGCCCAGGAAGUUGCCUAAGAGGAAAAGUCGGUUCAAACGUUCGGAUGGCAGUACGUCCUCAGACACCACCUCCAGCUUCAUCAAAAGACAGGAGUCAGCUGAUUCGUACACCAGUAGACCGUCGGACUCCGACCUGUCAGCGGAGGAGGACCGCGAGGCGUAUCGGCGUGAAGCCGAGCGCCAGGCCCAGCUCCAGCUUGACAGAGCUAAGUCUAAACCUGUAGCGUUUGCGGUGAAGACCAACGUGGCUUUCUGUGGGGCUCUGGAUGAGGACUGUCCCGUUCAAGGAGCUGCAAUCAACUUCGAAGCCAAAGACUUCCUGCACAUUAAGGAGAAGUACAACAAUGAUUGGUGGAUUGGUCGUCUGGUGAAGGAGGGGGCAGACAUCACCUUCAUCCCCAGCCCUUUACGCCUGGAGGCUAUGAGACUCAAACACGAGCAAAGGAAAAGAGGGGGGAACUCUUCCUCCAGUCUGGGUGACAUGGUGUCUGGGAGCUGGAGGACAACGCCACCAUCUGGUGACAAACCGAAGCAAAAGCAGGAACACAUUCCUCCGUAUGACGUGGUCCCGUCUAUGCGGCCGGUGGUCUUAGUGGGGCCGUCACUGAAGGGGUAUGAGGUGACAGAUAUGAUGCAGAAAGCUCUGUUUGACUUCCUGAAACACAGGUUCGACGGAAGAAUCUCCAUCACACGCGUUACGGCAGACCUAUCUCUGGCCAAGAGAUCUGUGCUCAACAAGAGGCCCAUCAUGGAGAGAUCCAAUACUCGCUCCAGCCUGGCCGAGGUCCAGAGUGAGAUAGAGAGGAUAUUUGAGCUGGCCAAAACCCUCCAGCUGGUGGUUCUGGAUGCAGACACCAUCAACCACCCGGCCCAGCUAGCCAAGACUUCCUUGGCCCCUAUCAUCGUAUACGUCAAAGUGUCCUCGCCAAAGGUGCUCCAGAGGCUGAUCAAGUCCCGGGGGAAGUCUCAGAGCAAACACCUGAACGUGCAGAUGAUGGCCGGAGACAAACUGUCUCAAUGCCCCCCUGAGAUGUUUGAUGUCAUUUUGGAUGAGAACCAAUUGGAGGAUGCGUGUGAGCACUUGGCUGAAUACCUAGAGGUGUACUGGCGCGCCACUCAUCUUCCCGACACCACCCCCAUCAACCCGCUAUUAGAGCAGAACCUCAUGACCCCGCCCUCAGCCAACUCUAGCCUACAGACCCAGAAUAAGAACCAGCCAUCAGUGCAGCACAGCAGUGUGGGGGUAGAGGGUGAGGAGGUGGAGGCCCACUCCCCUCUGGAGCAGGACAGCCUGAUGCCGUCUGAAGAAGGCAGCGACUCCCUGUCCCGCGGCCUCCUUGGGGGCCCACGCCUCCGGGGGGACGAGGAGGACGAGGAGCUGGUGGAGGAAUUAGAAGAGGAACUAGAUGAGGAGGAUGAGUUUGAGUCCCCUUGCCAUGCCCAAACUUACAGGGACAGGUACCCCCCUCACCGCGGUCACCGCGGGGGCGUCCACAGCACCAACGGGCAUGAAUCACAGGACAGGCUGCUCCAGCGCGAUGCCCAGCAGGGGCACAACCAGCGCAACAACUGCCAACGCAGCCGCCCCUGGCCCAGAGACAACUACUGACAUUUCUAACGUACCCUGGCCCCAAGACAACUACUGACAUCUCUAACGUACCCCUGGCCCUGAGAUAACUACUGACAUCUCUAGCAUACCACUGGCCCCGAGACAACUACUGACAUCUCUAACGUACCACUGGCCCCGAGACAACUACUGACAUUUCUAGCAUACCACUGGCCCCGAGACAACUACUGACAUUUCUAACGUACCCUGGCCCCAAGACAACUAAUGACAUCUCUAGCAUACCACUGGCCCCGAGACAACUACUGAAAUCUCUAACGUACCCCUGGCCCCAAGACAACUACUGACAUCUCUAGUAAAACCACUGGCCCCGAGACAACUACUGACAUCUCUAACGUACCCCUGGCCCAGAGAUAACUACUGACAUUUCUAGCAUACCACUGGCCCCGAGACAACUACUGACAUUUCUAACGUACCCUGGCCCCAAGACAACUACUGACAUCUCUAGCAUACCACUGGCCCCGAGACAACUACUGACAUCUCUAACGUACCAAUGGCCCCGAGAUAACUUCUGACAUUUCUAGCAUACCACUGGCCCCGAGACAACUACUGACAUUUCUAACGUACCCUGGCCCCAAGACAACUACUGACAUCUCUAGCAUACCACUGGCCCCGAGACAACUACUGACAUCUCUAACGUACCCCUGGCCCCAAGACAACUACUGACAUCUCUAACGUACCCCUGGCCCCAAGACAACUACUGACAUCUCUAACAUACCACUGGCCCAAGACAACUACUGACGUCUCUAACGUACCCCUGGCCCCAAGACAACUACUGACAUCUCUAACGUACCCCUGGCCCCAAGACAACUACUGACAUCUCUAACGUACCCCUGGCCCCAAGACAACUACUGACAUCUCUAACGUACCCCUGGCCCCAAGACAACUACUGACAUCUCUAACGUACCCCUGGCCCAAAGACAACUACUGACAUCUCUAACGUACCCCUGGCCCCAAGACAACUACUGACAUCUCUAACGUACCCCUGGCCCCAAGACAACUACUGACAUCUUUAGCAUACCCCUGGCCCCAAGACAACUACUGACAUCUCUAACGUACCCCUGGCCCCAAGACAACUACUGACAUCUCUAACGUACCACUGGCCCCAAGACAACUACUGACAUCUCUAACGUACCCCUGGCCACAAGACACCUACUGACAUCUUUAACGUACCCCUGGCCCCAAGACAACUACUGACAUCUAUAAAGUACCCCUGGCCCCAAGACAACUACUGACAUCUCUAACGUACCCCUGGCCCCAAGACAACUACUGACAUCUCUAACGUACCCCUGGCCUCAAGACAACUACUGACAUCUCUAGCAUACCCCUGGCCCCAGACAACUACUGACAUCUCUAACGUACUCCUGGCCCCAAGACAACUACUGAGAUCUCUAGCAUACCCCUGGCCCCAGACAACUACUGACAUCUCUAAUGUACCACUGGCCCCAAGACAACUAGCUAUACCCAAACUACAAUUGUGGCCACAAGAAACCCAAUUGUACACAAUAAGUGUGGUCCUUGUCCCCAACCACUCACCCUAACUAUGGAAACAAUGUACUACCAAUUGUCCCCAAAACAAUUACUGAUUGCUGUGCACAUUACCAUCUUCUACAAUCACACACUUCCAGGCUUACGGUUUUACUCAUUCUGAUUAGCCGGGGUCAUGUUAAUCAGAUAAAAGGCUAUACGUCAACAGGGCUACUCACCUCCACAAUAGCAAGCUAUAACUACUGGCUGUAGGUCAAGUCAAAUGUUAAGAUUCUUUGCAUAAGGUUUCUCUAUUUUAGAAUGACACAUUUACUGGCCUGAAAUCCCUAAGACGUUUAUGUAUCUUUAUUAUUGCAUGUAUGAUUAUUUUAGGACUAUUUGCACAUUAUGGUCAGAACAGGAACCAUAGGCUCUUUCUGGAUAAACAAAAGUAGGAAUGUCUACAUUUUACUUAUCUGCUAUGGGAAAUAGUAAUGCAUCCGAAUAUAUAUUGUACAUAUUGAAUGGGCACCUGGUUAUAAUCAACUUGGUCUCAGAGCAUUUAGUAUUAUUCUGUAUGUAAAUCCUGGACACUCAAUUAAGUAUAUGUUACGUUUCAUAUGGUAUGUACUAAUUUGUGAAUGUCAAUCAGUCAUUUCAUAUGAUAUGUCAAUUACAAUUCAUAUGAUAUGUUACAAAUCUGCAAAAUGUACAAUAUGUUGGGAAUUGGCAAAACGUACAAUAUGUUACGGAAUUCGCUAUACGUAUAAUAUGUUACGAAUUACAAUUAGUUGUGGCUAACGUUAGCUAGGUGGCUAACGUUAGCUACACUAGGGGUUAGGGUUAGGAGAUAGGUUAACGGGUUAGGGGAAGGGUUAGCUAAAUGAGUUAAGGUUAGGCUUAUUUUUCAAGGAAGGGUUAGCUAAGUAGUUGCAAAGUAGCUAAAAAGUAGUAGUUGCUAAUUAGCUAAAAUUGCCAGUGAUGAGAUUCACGCAACCUUUGGGUUGCUAGACAUUCGCGUUAUACUCCCACUCAUCCACUCUGCUCAAUCACUCAUCGUUUUUUGCCUUUAGUAACCUUCUGUCUUAUGUAACCAUACCAAACAUAACAUACUAAUUUGAGUGUCCUGGAUUUACAUUGACUAUGUUAUGUCUAGUCUAUGAGACCAGGCUGUUAUAAGUAUUUAUAUUUUGGGGUUUAUUUAAUUUUGUCAGUAUGUACUUCUUCCUGAUUUCAGUUCAGAUAGUUUUUACUGAGAAGAUGCUGAAUGUUUUGGGAGAGGCACAGGUACGCAGGCCUCGAUACGGUGAUCUGUAUGUUAGUGCCGUAAAGCUGCAGUAUAUUCACAUAUCUUGUUUCUGUCAUUACACAUAUCACACAGAAUAUCACCAUGAGUUAUGAAGGGAAUGUAACAAAUCAAUAUUACUCUUAACACACACACACACACACACACACACACAGACAAGCAAACAACCGUGGAGGCUGCUGAGGGGAGGACGGCUCAUAAUAAUGGCUGGAAAGGAGCAAAUGGAAUGGCAUCAAACACAUGGAAACAUUAAGGUGCCACCAACUUCCUGUGGCACACAGAGGCACAUGCAAGCAGACACACACACACACAAAUUCAGGCAUCAAAAUAAUGCAAUAUCGCAUGCCUUUUUUACAACUCCAGCUGCCCCUAGUGGUGGGCUGAUCUCACUCCUUCCCCUGAUUGUCCUCCAGUUGUGGAGCACAUUUUUUAUUGUAGCAUCCGCACAACGUCCCUUUCACACUCACUUAUAUGAGUCUCCAAACACCAGGCAAAAGAGAGAGAGAGAGCACUUCAUAUACCAAGCACAACCUAUUCAGGCUGUUUGGAAGUGUUGUCAGACACAUUCAGCACAUAGCAUCUCCUCUGAACCCCUUUGUUUCAACUGUCUCUAUACUGUAUGUGUACUGCAGUUUUACUGUCAACCUCACGAAGCAGAUCCACAAGUCUACCUAUAUCGGAAGGUUUUUGAUCCAACCAAUCACUUAUUCGUGCUCAACUGAUCACUACAUUCAUUGGCUAAUUAUGUGUGGAACUUGUGAUGUGGUCUCCUGGAUUUCGAAAGGACUCACAGCUAUAGCAACUGUGACAUGAUACCAUAUACCUGCAUGGUUAGUCUAUGAACCGAUCAGUUGGGCAUAUUGUGGAACAAAGAUCUGCAUGAACAGGGUCCCUGCGGACCAAGUCUGGGGACUAACUGGUCUACUGCUUCCAUGUCUAAUAGGCAACUUUAUAGUGUUCUGUAUUAUUUGAACAAUCACAGCAUGAUUGAAAAAAAUAAGAAAAUAAUUCUAUGCAAGUGUUGCAUGAAACCUGAUUGUUUCUUUUUGCAGUUCUUCUACACUUUUAAUGCAUCGAUUCUGAUUCUCCUCGUUAUUUCUUAGUAGUAUUCUUGUCGACGAUUCUGUUUGUAAAAAGGCAGUCACUCCUCUGAGUUACAAAUUAACCACAAUUAAUCAUUUAAAAAGCAGAAUGCAUCUCAAAUAUGGAGUAACCUGACUAACGGAGAAUAAUGAAACAGAUUAAAAUUACAACAUUAAUGAAUAAGGAGAAGUGUGGGUACAGGUGCCGACACUUGUAUUCACUAGAAACGGAAAAGGGAAAACUGUUGAGUAUUUUCUUCCCCCAGGAUUCUCUCUCUUAACGAUACAAACAAAAAUACAUAUUUUUUGUUAAUUGCACAAAAUGUUUUACUUUGUGUGGAUUGAGCAGUUUGGAUUGGCUCUGAAGCUAUUUAUUCCCACCUGUUCCUCGACGACCUAUCAGAGAGAGGGAUUGAGCGACUUGCUAAAUGCAGCCUUGCAAGUCUUCGCUCAUUUAAGAGAUUUUCACUGUACUUUGGAGGAAUGUGACUUUCAAAGCGGACCAAUGUAGUAAUUGACAAUGAAAAGGUUUUUCCGAUUUAUGAAGCACAAUUUAUACAAGGGUUAUUGUUUAGUUUCCUGUCUUAUAUUCUGUAUGCAAUACAAAGCCUAACAUUGAAAGAGUUAAAAACGCCUUAACCCUUCUGAACUUCCUCUUUUUUUGUGUAAGUAGAAGAAAAACCCAUUGCACUAAUUUUUUUUUUUUAUGGUUGCUUUGUAAUGCAAUAACUGCACUAAAUUAUAACCAUGUAUUAUCUAGUCACCGGACUCAGUGUGCUAGCGUGACCCGACGCUCCUUUCCUGCCUGUCGCUGUAUAGAAUGCUUUCUAUUUAAGAAUAUAUUAGUAAAAAGUAAAAGUAAAAUAAACAUUACAUUUUAUGUACUUUUAA
Messenger RNA from Oncorhynchus keta (chum salmon), 6753 nucleotides. RefSeq names its product calcium channel, voltage-dependent, beta 3a (gene cacnb3a). Bases 301 to 1992 code for a protein of 563 amino acids. Gene Ontology annotation, cellular component: voltage-gated calcium channel complex. NCBI's taxonomy places the organism in Eukaryota, Metazoa, Chordata, Actinopteri, Salmoniformes, Salmonidae. Gene Ontology annotation, molecular function: protein binding; high voltage-gated calcium channel activity. The transcript has 15 exons. The record is from RefSeq and is a predicted model, not a curated record. Gene Ontology annotation, biological process: neuromuscular junction development; regulation of voltage-gated calcium channel activity; chemical synaptic transmission.